This is a messenger RNA of Glycine soja, 1785 nucleotides long. RefSeq lists its product as uncharacterized. Gene Ontology annotation, biological process: meristem development; meristem maintenance. NCBI's taxonomy places the organism in Eukaryota, Viridiplantae, Streptophyta, Magnoliopsida, Fabales, Fabaceae. Bases 1 to 1785 code for a protein of 594 amino acids. The record is from RefSeq and is a predicted model, not a curated record. The transcript is spliced from 7 exons.
AUGUGUAGUGAUGUGUGGUGCCUGAGGUUGAAGACGAAGAUUCUUCCGCGAGAAGAACCUUCUUCCGGGCGUGUGGAAGUGGAAGUUGGAUAUUGUAGCGGAAGAAGGAGUUCUUCCACGGGCUCCUGCGGAAGAAAGGUGAAAAGGUUCUUCCGCGGGUUCCGGCGGAAGAAGGCGAAGAAGAUCAUGGUUAGAAUACGAGGUUUAGGUCAUGCGUUAGGAGUUGGUAGAGGUAGAGGCAUUAGUGAGGAUCCGCAUCAGGCUGAUGUUCCUCGACGUUGCAGGCCUAUUGCUUCAGCAUGUAGGCAACGGGUUCGUGUGCAUAAGGACAAUACAGAGAAACCUAAGGAUGUGCCUCAGUUGCAUGAGGGUGUUCCUCAUGUGUCUGAUGCUACCCCAGAGAUGACAGGCGCCGCCGAUGCUGUUCACACAGAGGGAGUGGCUAUUGAUGGAAGCUUGGGGUCACCUGCUGCAGAUGAGGGAUUCCCCGGUGGGCCACGCGACCCAUCCUUUUUGACAGGUUUUGCUGAGCAUGUUGCACACAGCAUUUGGAGUGGACAGGAACGACCCGAUCUGAAGUUGGUCUCCCACGAUAGAAAAGUAGAUAAAAUUGGGAGACCAGCGCCUGAGAUCGAAGGCAUGAUUGCUGCCACCGGAUUGAGUCCACUGAUCAGGUGUUCUGUUAUCACUACUGAUCCUGGACUCAUAUCCGUCUUCGUCGAGAGGUGGCAUCGCGAGACUAGCACGUUCCACUUGCCAGUAGGCGAGUUGAUGAUCACGCUGGAUGACGUGGCGUCACUCCUACACGUUCCCAUCACUGGCGCGCUGCAUAAGUUUGAGCCGCUAGUUACUUCAGACACGAUUGGUCUACUGAUAGAGCUUCUUGAGGUCAGUCAUGAGGAGGCUACAUUUGAGACCCGACAGGCUGGUGGGCCUCAUGUCCGGUUGGGGUGGCUUCGGGACUUGUAUGAGAGCCAGUGCAGGGCCAGACGAUGGGUUGCAACAGUCCGCACGUAUCUGCUCCACUUGGUGGGUUGUACUCUUUUCGCCAAGAGUUCAACCCAUGUACAUGUCGUGCACCUAGAGGCUUUCAGGGACCUGGCCCAGUGCUGGAUAUACGAGCACUUUCCUACAGUGCAUACAUGUGUCAUUCAUGAUGCUUAUGAUGAGGAGAGCCCACGGGCCUACAGGUGGCUUACGGGUAAGGCUCAUAUGACGGGGAUCCAGGGAGCCCCGUAUCGGAGACGUCUGGAUGCCCUGACUGUGACUGACAUGUGCUGGAUGCCCUAUGCUGAGCAUCGAGGAGUCAGGGGCUUUGACUUGAUAUUGUCACCAUUUGAUGCCUUCAGGGGAGCUCUGUGUAGUUCCUGGGUAGGUGGCGCCAGACUACAUAGAGUGGGUUUUCGGAUUUCGCACCCGUUCGUCACCUGGACCGAGGAGACUGCUGAGCCAAGACAUCCGCCUCCCCCUCAUGAUGAGGAGUUCGUUGAGCCACCCAUCCCUGAGGUUUCAGUCGCGUCCGAUCUCCCUACGCAUUCAGUGGUUGACUGCGAAGGAUGUCAGGUGAUGGCUGAGGAUUUAGGAGCGAUUGCUGAGGAUUUGGAGCGGGUCAUCAACCUCAGGAUGGUCACUGAAGGCACUGACUUAUAUGACAUCAUGACUCGUUGUCUGAGGAGAGCUAGAGGUGACGCCGCAGAUGGAAUUGGCCAUUGUUUUGCCUCUGGAUACGAAUUGCUUGACCACAACAACACCAUAGACGGUAAGGGACAACGAUCUUUCAGAUAA